AUGUACUCGGGAACUGAGGCAGUGGCAAUCACUGGCGGAGAGUCUCGAAACCCCAAGAGGGACAUCCCCAAGGCGCUAAAGCAGACCUUCUGGCGCAUCCUGAUCGUAUACGUUGGCAUGAUCUUCUUCACCGGCCUAAUUGUGCCCUACAACUCGGAAGGAUUAUUGAACGCCGCAUCCAAGUCGGCGUCGUCCCCCUUCACUGUCGCCCUGAACCAAGCGGGCUGGGCGGGCGCCGGCAACCUGAUCAAUGCAAUCAUCAUCAUCACGCUGCUCUCUUCGAUCAAUUCCGCCAUCUACAUUGCCAGUCGCACCAUCUAUGCUCAGGCCAAGGCUAGACGGGCCCCGCGGUUCCUUGCCAAGGCGACUUCCAACGGUGUCCCGGUCAACGCCAUCGUCUUCACCAACCUUUUCGGCCUCAUCUCGCUGCUCAAUAUCUCGGAGAAUGCUGGCAAUGCAUUUAUCGGGUUGACUCACAUGCGCUUCCGCGCCGCCGUGAAAGCCCAGGGCAUGCCCCUCUCCUCUCUUCCAUUCAAGGCCUUGGGGUACCCCUAUGUCCCCUGGACACUUUUCGGAGCCAACAUUUUCCUCGUCAUAAUCUCCGGGUACACCACGCUCCUGACACCCUUUGACCUCAAGGCUUUCAUCUUCGCUUACCUAGUUAUCCCCAUCUUCAUUGCCCUAUACGCCGGGUGGAAGCUCUGGCACAAAACGAAAUGGGUUAACCCUGCCGAAGCUGACAUCACGAGCGGCCGGAGAGAGUGGUUGGGCGGUACAGACGAAGAAACAGCUCACAAGGGCAUUUUUGCUAAGGUUAAGAAUGUACUUGUUGGCUGA
Messenger RNA from Fusarium vanettenii 77-13-4, 837 nucleotides. RefSeq lists its product as uncharacterized. Bases 1 to 837 code for a protein of 278 amino acids. NCBI's taxonomy places the organism in Eukaryota, Fungi, Ascomycota, Sordariomycetes, Hypocreales, Nectriaceae. Gene Ontology annotation, cellular component: membrane. The record is from RefSeq and is a predicted model, not a curated record. The transcript has 3 exons. Gene Ontology annotation, biological process: amino acid transmembrane transport. Gene Ontology annotation, molecular function: amino acid transmembrane transporter activity.